Messenger RNA from Raphanus sativus (radish), 981 nucleotides. Its product is annotated as nuclear transcription factor Y subunit B-2. The coding region runs from base 162 to 755 and encodes 197 amino acids. The transcript is spliced from 2 exons. Gene Ontology annotation, molecular function: RNA polymerase II cis-regulatory region sequence-specific DNA binding; protein heterodimerization activity; DNA-binding transcription activator activity, RNA polymerase II-specific. The record is from RefSeq and is a predicted model, not a curated record. Gene Ontology annotation, biological process: regulation of transcription by RNA polymerase II. Lineage: Eukaryota; Viridiplantae; Streptophyta; Magnoliopsida; Brassicales; Brassicaceae. Gene Ontology annotation, cellular component: CCAAT-binding factor complex; nucleus.
AACGAACUCACGUGUCGAGUGAACAUAAGACUUGCUUCCUCGCUUUAUAAAAUCUCCGACGACCUCUCUUUCUCCUCCUCCACUCUGUACUAAUCUCAGCCGACACUUGGAAACUUGUCUCUAAAACCCUAGUUUUUUUUUCUCUCGCUUCGGUCUCAAAAAUGGGAGAUUCGGACAGAGACUCCGGCGGAGGGCAAACAGGGAACAACCAAAACGGACAGUCUUCGCUGUCUCCUCGAGAGCAAGACAGGUUCCUCCCGAUCGCUAACGUGAGCCGGAUCAUGAAGAAGGCUCUCCCCGCGAACGCCAAGAUCUCCAAAGACGCUAAAGAGACGAUGCAGGAGUGCGUCUCGGAGUUCAUAAGCUUCGUCACCGGAGAGGCCUCGGACAAGUGUCAGAAGGAGAAGAGGAAGACCAUCAACGGAGACGACUUGCUAUGGGCUAUGACCACUCUAGGGUUCGAGGACUACGUCGAGCCGCUGAAGGUUUAUCUGCAGAGGUUUAGGGAGAUCGAAGGGGAGAGGACUGGGCUCGGGAGGCCGCAGACUGGUGGUGAGGCCGGUGAGCAUGGUGGUGGUGUCGGCGGAGAUGGCGGUGGAGGAUACUACGGUGGUGGUGGGAUGGGGAUGCAGUAUCAACAGCAUCAUCAGUUUCUUCACCACGGGCAGAACCAUAUGUAUGGGUCUACAGGCGGUGGUGGUGGUGGUGGUGGCGGAGACGGUGGAGGUGGUGGUUCCGGUAGGACAAGGACUUAAAAAAAGAGAUUGGGUGAAAGUGGAUCUCUGUAUAUAUAGAUAUACAUAUAUACGCAUAUGCCUAUUCUUACCUCUAAAGAUUAUAUCAAUGUAAAAUUAGGUUUUGCGGCUUGUGUAAAGAGGAUCAAGUGUGUUUGAAAAAACAAUAGGAUCUGCUCUGUUUGGUCUUUGUAUUUAACUAUCGGAUUUGAAUAGCAUUGAAAUGCAAAAUGUUUAUUAUUAUUUA